CGCGAUGGGCAACCCACCUCAAGGUCUGCAAGGAUACAUUGCAAAUAAUUCUAGUAGCAUGCCUCUGACUGGGGUAGAAAGUGGAAAUGAUCUCUACCUCUUGGCUAAGAAAAUGACAUUUGAACAGUAGAGGUCUUUGCCUAAUCAGUAUCCUUACUGGCCAGGGAGAGAUGCUGCAUCUAGUGUUUCUAAGUCAGAUAUUGUCUCUGACUCAUCAGGAGCACAUGCAAAACUGCUAUCAUUAAUGACUGACAACUCACUUCAGCCUCCUCACUCUCAAAGUGCUGAUUUGAUGUCAAUCCUCCAGGGCUUAUCUGACAGAUCCACUGCUGGGGUAAAUAACAAUGUUGGUGGUUGGUCAAAUUUUCCCGACCAAGGUGGAUUGGAUCCACUUCAGGAUAAGAUUGAUUUGCAGCAUUCUCAAAGUUUUCCUCCACAAGCUCCUUUUGGGAUCCAACAACAGAGGCUGCAAGCACAAAAUGCAUCCUCUUUGGUAAAUCUGCUUGGUCAAACUAAAACUCUAGAUAAUCCAUCUGGUAUUCUAACACCAGAAACAUUGAUCUCCUCUGGUUUGUCGCAAGAUUCCCAACUGCUGAAUUUGUUGCAGCAGCAGUAUUUGAUGCAGUUACAAUCUCAGGCUCAAGGGGAGCAGCAGCAGCUAUUGUGGCAACAACAGUUGCUUUCUCAGGUCUUAGCUGAGCAGCAUUCUCACCAGCGUUUUGCUGAGCCCUCUUAUGGACAGUUACACUCUGCUGCGGUGCCUAUAGGGAAUGCAUCUUUUGAUCCUACUAGACUUCAGUUAUCACAGGAUGUGCUUAAAAUUGAUUCUCAAAUAUCACUUCCAAGCACUAAAGAGGAGCAUGAUGCUGACAUCAAAAUGCCUCCACAAGAUGCUGAGGAUGUCAUCCACCCUGUUAAUUCUGAUAGGUCUAUACAUUCACCACACCUGUUUAUUGGGAAUACAAGUCAUCAGAAGAGUUGGGGAGCUACUACCUUGGAGCAAAUUAAUGAUAUUCAACAGAAGGAAUCUUUACCUUCAUCAACAAUUGUUGAAAGCUCACCCUUGUCAGGAACAACAUUCUUAUCUCCACAGGAGCCUUCUCUUCUGCAAAAUCCGGCGCUACUUUCUGAUUGUCACACCUUCAUGCCAGACCAGCAAUUGGAUAAUAUGCAGAAUGAUGAAACUGAUCCAAUUGGAACAGCAGUACUUACUUCAGAUCAUUUGGCUCUGGAGCAUCCUGUAGUUCCUGCUGCUGCACCAUCUUUGGAAACUGGCAAGAAUGAAACUAAUGUGCCUGAGAAUGUCAACAAAGAGACUGUUCAACCUGGUAUUUCUGUUGAAGAACUGGAAAUGGAAAAUGAAAGGAGCAAUGACCAGCCCUCAGUUGCAACACAAGCUAGGAGUGUUGAAGUUCGUGAGGUAAAAAAAGCUUCUGAAAAGAAAUUCAGAAAACAAAAAUCUACCAAAUCACAAAGUGCUGACCAGGCGAAGGCGGUUUCAAAAGCUUCCUCUUUGUUGGAUUCAAAGCAAUCAGAACCUCAAGGAACUGUUGGUGACACUGAUGCUGCAGGGGAAAGUUAUGGGACAUUGCCUCAAAAGACAGUAGAUAGCAAAUCUGAUAUUUCAGUCAUUGGAGCAGGGGAUUCUAGGGUCAAUGUUGAGACAACAGAGGUCGAAGAUGACUCAAGACUUUCUGGUUCUGUCUCAAUCCAGAGCACACCAGCACAACCCAUACAAAGUGCUUGGAAACCUGCUCCAGGUUUCAAGCCAAAAUCAUUACUGGAAAUUCAACAGGAGGAACAAAGGAGGGCACAAACUGAAGUGGCAAUGAUGGAGGAUGCAACAUCUAUCAACACCAUGAGUUUGUCAACUCCAUGGGCUGGGGUUGUGGCUUCUUCUGAACCCAAAGUUUCUCGAGAAAGUCAAAGAGAUUUGAUGAUUUCUGAAUUCAAUACGGGAAAACCUGAAAUCCUUGCAAAUCUAAGAAGUAAAAGGAGCCAGUUACAUGAUCUGUUGGCAGAAGAAGUUUUGGCAAAGUCUGGCGAGAGGGAUAUUGAACCUCCUAAUGUUAUGUCUAGUUUGUCCUCUCCACAGGUCAGUGCUACAAAUGCAGAAACUAUUGAGGAUGAUAACUUUAUUGAGGCUAAAGAAACAAAGAAGAGUCGGAAAAAGUCUGCAAAAGCAAAGAGUGGUGGGUCAAAAGUCUUGGUACCUGUUACUUCUGUUGAAGUGCUGGUUGGCGCUAGUCCUGUUGAGAAAGGCAAAGGUUCCCGCCUUUUACAGCAGGAGAAGGAAUUAUUGCCUUCAGUUCCAUCACGUCCUUCUUUAGGGGAUUUUGUUCUUUGGAAAGGGGGGGAUUCAGCAAAUCCUCCUUCUGCACCUGCAUGGUCUACUUACUCUAAGAAGCUUUCAAAACCUGCAUCCUUGAGAGACAUCCAAAAGGAGCAGGAGAAAAAGAAUUCUUCUAUUCAGCAACAAAAUCAAGUUUCAACUCCUCAAAAAUCCCAGCCAAGUCAGGCCACCCAUGGUGCAUCAUGGUCCAUCUCUGCAUCUUCACCAUCAAAGGUUGCUCCUCCUCUCCAGAUAAAUUCCCAUGCUUCCUCUCAAUCAAAGUAUAAAGGAGACAAUGACCUAUUCUGGGGCCCAACUGACCAGACAAAGCAAGAAACAAAAGCCGAUUUCCCACUUCUUGCGAAUGCAAGCAGGUGGGGAGCCAAAAAUACUCCUGUAAAAGGGACUGCAAGUGCAUCCCUAAGUCGUCAGAAGUCAACCAGUGGCAGAUCAGUUGAACAUUCUCUUUCAUCCUCACCUGCUCCUCAGUCUUCUAUUAAAGGGAAAAGGGACUCCUCGACCAAAUAUUCGGGUGAGUUCAAAUGCUGUGUAUUCUGUCAAGUCUUUUGGAGUUAUUUGAUUUACCAUCAUAGAGGAAUUAUCUUACCUCUUGCUUUCAACCACUUUGCAGAGGCCAAGGAUUUUAGAGAUUGGUGCAAAAAUGAGUGUGGUAGACUUAUCAGGACAAGAGGUACAAGUUUCUUGGAAUUUUGUCUGAAGCAAUCCAGAUCGGAGGCUGAGACACUCCUGGUGGAGAACCUCGGAUCAUAUGACCCUAAUCACGAGUUCAUUGAAAAGUUUCUCAACUACAAGGAACUCUUGUCAGCUGAUGUACUUGAGCUGGCCUUACAAAGUCGGAAUGAUCAAAACGCCAGGUUAGGUGCUGGAGAUGUGGUUUCUGACAACACAGGUGCUGGUGAUUAUGAGCGAGAUAUUUUGGAUGGGUCCUCAAAGGGAGGUGGUAAGAAAAAGGGAAAGAAGGGGAAGAAAGUGAGUCUAUCAUCCUUGGGAUUUAAUGUCGUGAGCAACCGCAUCAUGAUGGGGGAGAGUCAAACGGUGGACGAUUGAACUGUAAAUGCAUUUUCCCUUAAAUGUUUUGUAAAUGCUUAAGUUAGGAUUUUUUGUUCUCUGAUUUAUAGAGCCACAGCUGCAGGAGCACUAAUUGAACCCUGCUCGAGCAAUUUUGUGAUGUAACAAGUUCAUGUUUUAGAGAUUUUUUUUUUUUUUUGGGGGGGUGGGGGGGGGGUUAAUAUUUUCA
Molecule: messenger RNA, 3590 nt
Organism: Rubroshorea leprosula
Lineage: Eukaryota; Viridiplantae; Streptophyta; Magnoliopsida; Malvales; Dipterocarpaceae
Source: the annotation of a GenBank genome assembly